GGGGCAAAAACGUCAAUAGAUAAAAUAGGCGUGCAUUAAUGGCAUAAAGCUUCCAAGCAGAGCAGAACCAGUAGCAGAAGAGAGAGAGAGAAGAGAGAAGAAAGAAGAGAGAAGAAAGAGAGAGAGAGAGAUCUCUGAUCCUCUCUGUCCCUCCAUUGUUGCAGUGCAGAGCACAGUCCUCUCCACUUCGCCCAAAACAACCCACACACGAACGCACUACACGUAUUCUUGUCUCCCUCUGCAAGAAUCCUGGAAAAGCAGCACGACAACUGCAUCAGCUCAUUCACUACAGAAUUGAAAUCUUGAAGAUUUGCAGGCGAGGUGGGUUGGAGAAGAAGAAGAAUAAAGAAAGAAAGAAGAAAUAAGGAGAAGAAGAUCAGAAGCAGUAAUGGCAAUGGCGGCUGGCAAUUUAAGGACCUGACCAGCUGGCUACCGCUGUCCGGGAAAAAGCAACGACAGCAAGUAACCACAAGGCAUGGCGGAUGAGGCCGAGCACUGAGAUAGAGAAAGAGAGAGAAACUGUGACACAUAGGGAGAGAGAGAGAGAGAAAGAGAUUCUCCAUUUUCGUUUCUUUAAUUCUCUCGGCUCAGGAUUCGAGGAGAAGGAGGAGGAGGCAUUUUCAUUUUUCUUCGAACCCCCCUUUUCUUGUUUGUUUGGUUGUGCUUGGAUUUACUGUUUUGGGGCCAAUAUAUUCCUGUCUUCCCGCUUCGAUUUCUGCUGAGGAAAACACAGUGACGCGACGGGAAUGGAUCGAUAAAGAAGAUUGAUGCGUUUGUCUCUUUACAGACCAGAGAAUGUGUUCCACUUUCCCCAUUCUUCUUCUUCUUCUUCUUCUCACCUUCUUCUUCGUUCACCACUGAGAUUUCAUUUCUGUUCUUUUCUUUUCUUUUCCUUUUCAAGAACACAUACACAGAAAAAGAUGAAGUUCAUGAAGUUAGGUUCAAAGCGUGAUUCUUUUCAAUCCGAAGGAAGCUCCGUGAGAUAUGCCCUGUCGGAAUUGGCCACCGAUGUUGUUGUAAACGUCGCCGGCGUCAGGUUUCAUCUGCAUAAGUUUCCUCUGUUGUCGAAGAGCUUAAGGUUGAAGAAGCUCGUGUCCGACGAAGCUUCUGAUGUCGAAAUUCAGCUGUCUGAAUUCCCCGGCGGAGCGAAAGCAUUCGAAAUCUGCGCGAAAUUCUGCUACGGCAUUGCCGUGACGCUCAAUGCAUACAAUGUAGCGGCUGCGCGUUGCGCCGCAGAGUAUCUCGAAAUGAUAGAGGAUGUCGAUAGAGGAAAUUUGGUCCUAAAAGUCGAGAUUUUUCUCAAUUCGAGCAUCCUAAGAAGUUGGAAAGAUUCGAUCAUAGUACUACAAUCGACGAGGUCGCUUCUUCCAUGGUCCGAGGAUUUAAGGAUAGUCGGGAGGUGCAUUGAUUCGAUCGCAUCGAAAACGUCAGUGGAUCCUUCGAUGGUCAAUUGGUCAUAUACGUACAAUCGAAAAGCAUCGUCGUCAUCGUCGGAGAUACGAUCAUCGGAGAAAAUUGAACACGUCCCCGACGAUUGGUGGAUCGACGACAUAUGUGAACUUGACGUCGAUUUGUUCAAGAGAGUUAUGAUUGCGAUCAAAUCGAAAGGUCGAAUGAAUGGAGGCGCGAUCGGGGAGGCGUUGAGGACUUACGCUAUUCGAUGGAUCCCGAAUUCGGUCGAUGCGUUGGUUUCGGAUGCGAACGUUGUUCGACACAAAUGUUUGGUCGAAACUAUAAUUCGCUUGCUGCCUUCGGACAAGGGCGCCGGCUGUUCGUGUAGCUUCUUGCUCAAGUUGCUCAAGGUCGCGAUUCUUAUCGGAGCCGAGGAUUCGUCGAGGGAAGAUUUAACAAGGAGCAUUGGUUCGAAAUUGGACGAGGCUUCCGUAAACGAUCUUUUGAUCCCGUCGCAGCCGACUCAAGCGACUCUCUACGACAUCGAACUCGUUCGACGCCUCGUGCGCCAAUUCGUCGAGAGCGAAACGAGCAGCCGCGAUUCGAAAAUCGUUGCGGCUAAUGAUUUCGUUUUAGGACACGGCUCAUGGCUAAAGGUCGGGAAACUCAUCGACGUGUAUCUUGCGUCGGUGGCGCAUGAUCCGAACCUUACCGUCUCCGAUUUCGUCGCAUUGUCUGAUUCGAUCCCCGACGCGGCUAGGCCAAUCCACGACGGAUUGUACGGCGCAAUCGACGCGUAUUUAAAGGAACACAAGAACAUAACGAAAUCGGAGAAGAAAACGCUCUGCGUUCUGAUCGACGUUAAAAAACUAACUACCGAAAUGUCGAUGCAUGCGGCCCAAAACGAGCAACUCCCGCUCCGAACCGUCGUGCAAGUCCUGUUUUUCGAGCAGGUGAAGGCGGUGGUAUCGGGUCGAGCGUCGAACGUCAGCCCCGACGAGAACCGGAGGAGAAUGGCUGCGGACAGCGCCGGAAAAUCGCUGAGAAAGCAAAUGGAUGAGCUGAAGGUGAAAGAAGAGGCGGUGAAGAAUGGAAAAGUUGCGAAAAGAGGAUCGAGCGCGCAGCUUCUGCCAUCGCGGUCGAAGAGGAUCUUCGACAAGCUGUGGAAAGGGUUCGGGAGCGCCGAGAACAAGAGCAAGAGCUCGGAGACGUCGGGUAGCGGGAGCUCGCAGAGCCCUGUGUCGACGAUACGAGGGGAAGGGAAGAUGAUGGCUGCUUCAUCUUCAAGAAAUAGGAGGCAUUCCAUUUCUUAGUGUAGCUUAGGAUUUCGGAUUUGGAGAAUUGGGUUUAGGUUUGAACUCAUGAUUUCAUGGUUAAAUAUCGUUAUUAUGUUACUCUCAAUAUAUAUUUAAGGGUAAAUUGAUUUUUUAAUCUAA
Messenger RNA from Andrographis paniculata, 2828 nucleotides. RefSeq names its product BTB/POZ domain-containing protein NPY1-like. Bases 768 to 2705 code for a protein of 645 amino acids. The record is from RefSeq and is a predicted model, not a curated record. Gene Ontology annotation, molecular function: protein binding. Lineage: Eukaryota; Viridiplantae; Streptophyta; Magnoliopsida; Lamiales; Acanthaceae. The transcript is spliced from 6 exons.